Daphnia pulicaria is the source of this 2704-nucleotide messenger RNA. RefSeq names its product arginine-glutamic acid dipeptide repeats protein-like. The transcript has 8 exons. The record is from RefSeq and is a predicted model, not a curated record. The coding region runs from base 84 to 2480 and encodes 798 amino acids. Gene Ontology annotation, molecular function: nucleic acid binding. NCBI's taxonomy places the organism in Eukaryota, Metazoa, Arthropoda, Branchiopoda, Diplostraca, Daphniidae.
CUCAUUUUGUAUUUUUGUUUCUUGAAGACUUUGUCGCAAAAAUUCUGCGUUUUACCUCUAAUCCCUUGAAAACUGGAAACAGAAUGGAGGAUCAGCUAGAGGAAAAAGACGUACUGGAAAUGGGAAACUGGAACAGCGAAUACGAUAUCGCCGAGGAAGAAGAAGAACGGCUUCUCGAGGAACAUGAAAUAACAACAGAAAGCAAACAUGGAUUCCCCUAUGAGAGUGAACAAAACUUUUCCGACAUUGAAUAUGAAGCCCCUGAAGUUGAGGAGGAUAUUUUAGAUCUGGGACUCAAUGAAGAUAUUAUUGAAUACGAAGAAGUAUCCACAAAUCGCCAAGAAGCCUCCAAGGAGUUGAAAAAGAACACGUCAGCACAACCCAAUCAAGGACUUGAAACAUGCUCAACCAGUCAGAAAACUGGUACUGUUGACAGUGCUCCGACUCUAAGCCCCCAUAAAAAUGUUAGCGUCAGGAGUGGACAGCCUGCCAGUUCCUUCAAAAAUUUCAACUUCAAACGCCAACCAAAUUUCCCUAUCCCUGUUCAGAUGCGUAAUGCACCUCCUUCCAGGAUGACGUCUCCAGGAUUUCAUCAUCAAAGACCACAUUUUGAUGGUCCAAAUAGACCUCUGAUAGGAAGAGCUCCAUCAAUGAUGGACUACCAUGGAGCUCGCAGUGGGUUUUCAAGACAUCCAAUGCAGAUUGGAUGUGAGCCAUUAUUCGUUCAAGAUUUUCAUCAUGGUUUCCCAGCACAAAGAUUUCAAAGAUUCCCCAUUAAAGAUCAUCACUUAGUCAAUCAUCCCCAAUUCAUGGAUUAUGAUAGAAACAAUAGUAUCAAUCGACUGUUCAUCAAUCCCCACUAUCAAGGUUCAGUGACAGUACAGAAUGGUUGCGCCACUCGAGUGACUCCUUUAACUGAGCCCAGGUUAAACUUCUCACAUUCUGACAACGCACCUCCUCCUCGUUUUGCGUUUCAAGCUCGACAUCAGCGUCCUCCUCCUGGUCCAAAUUUAGCGAAUGCCCCAAGACCUGCAUCUUUUGCCCCAAUGCGAUUUACCCUUCAGUCCAAUUUGCCUCCGCCUCGCUUGAAUGGACCCAUCGACCAAAUCUCUCCCCCGCGCUUCAAGAAUGCCCAUCCGCAGAAUUUAAUGGAUAUGAUCCUACCAGCUCCUUUCGGCGAUGGGCCAUUACGAGCCCCAUACCAUCCUGAACAACAACGGACCCAAAGAUUUCGGUUUAACUCGUUUGACCCUCCUCCUCCUCAUUCUUACGAUCCUUCGUCUUCACAGCCCGUGCGAUUCCUUACGCCACUUUCAACAGCAUCUAAACGACCUGCCCCAACUGAAGCCUCAGUUACUGCUCCUCUUAAGCAACUGCGACUUGGACCGACAGGCAACAUCCAGGUUAUGCGAACCUUUGCAUCCCCAAAUGUUUCGCUCACCUGUCCGCCUCCGAAAACCGUAACCAAUGUAUUACCACCCGGAAGUGCUGCUCUCACACAGGUUCCUCCGCCAAACAUUCGGCCUCCGCAGCUUUCAGCCCCAAUCAGAAAGCCUGCAAUGAAUUCUUCCGCUACACCAGUCAUACCAACGACGGUUUCACCUUCAUCGACAAUUCAGUCUUCUGCGGUGCCUGCACCAAUCGUGUCCGAAUCAACUAGUGCUAGCACCAGCAACGUCACAGAAGAUGUCUCGUCAGAAAUGAAAGAUUAUCUCGAAAAGAUGGAGGAACAACGGAAGAAACGUGAAGAAGUAUUAAAAAUGAAAGAAGAAAGGAGACGUCAGAAAUUAGCUACGAUGGCUGGCAAAGCUGAGUUUAUUGCAAUCCCCAGUUUCCCCACACAACCUGGAAAUAGCGGAACUGCUAAUCCAUCGACUACAACUGUGUCGCCGACGUCCAGAUUACCCGAAGCUAACAAGCCACCCAACACAAAUGUACAUCAUUCACCGUUUUCACGCUUGGAUGGGGGUUCUUCACUCCCGCAAACGGGAUCGUCUACUGUCAAGGAAAACAGUGUAUCACCAACUUUACGAAAAACUGUUUUAGUUAAACCAACGCCGACAGUGCAAACUUCGGUUCGGGCGAUUCCUCAAGCUGCUGUCGGAGUCAACCGACGAUAUAAAAUCAUCAUAGUCAAGAAUAAAAGCGGAAAAAUUCUCGAAAAAAGAAGGGUUCCCAUUGAUGAACCCUCAUCAGGCAAUAAUCAUGACAACAACCCUUUAGGUCACAUGACUCACCCUCCCCCGUCCUCUUUACUUCAGACUCCGGCUCGCAUCAGUGAAACCGUAACUAUCGAAAAUUUGAAUAUGAAUGCUACCGAAGAUUACGUGUGGAAACUGUGCCAGAUGUUUGGUCCUGUUCAAGAGGUUUAUCCUAAAUUACAGGAAGGUAAAGCGAUUGUGAGAUUUUCUUCCUCCAGUGGAGCCAAUAAUUUCAUUACUAAUCAUAACACUCCGGGGAUCUGUGUGCGUUUCUUGUGAUGCAAUUUGUGAAGCUUUUUCGUUUUAUUGGCGUGUCAGAACUUCGUGUUUAUAAAAAGGCAUAUUCAAAAAUAAGGCCUUGAAUCAUUUCACAUUUACUUCGGUUUUUUUCAAUGAUGUGGUGUUGUUGUUGUACUGCUUGCUUGACAAUGACAUCGGCAAUUAAAGAAAUCAACCGCUGUUUCGUGUCGUGAAAAAAAAAAUAUAUACAUAUAAAAAUGGAA